GCGCGGAGGAUGCACGCGGGGGUCCUGGGGCUCUCCGCCCUGCUGCUGGCGGCCGAGCAGAGCGCGCGCCUCUGCACCGUGGUUUACUCCUUCACCACAGGCCAGCUCCUCUGGGGGUGGCUGGCCCUCUCUGUGCUGCUGCCUGGCUUCCUGGUGCAGGGCCUGAGCUAUCUGUGGUUCCGAGCAGACGGACAUCGAGGCCAUUGCUUGUUGUUCAUUCUGCACAUCCUACAGCUUGGCGUGUGGAAGCGGCAUUGGGACACCACAUGGACUGUUCUAUCGAAGGAAUGGGAGGCCUCCCGCCAGGGCCAGCUGCUGCUGCAGGAGGCUGACCUGUCGGCCCUCCGCCUCCUUGAAGCCCUGCUUCAGGCUGGACCCCACCUGCUGCUUCAAACAUAUGUUUUCCUCGCCUCGGACUUCACUGAUGUUCUGCCAGGGGUGAGCGCCCUGUGCUCCUGGUCCGCACUGUCCUGGGCCCUGGUGUGCUACGCCCGUUUCAUGGGCUCCAUGAAGCCGGGUCGCCUCUCCAUGCCGUGGACUGCCCUCCUCUGCCAGCAGCUCUGGAGGAUGGGCAUGUUGGGAGCCCGCGUCCUCAGUCUGGUGCUGUUCUUCAAAGCUUACCAUGUCUGGGUUUUGGUUGUUGGAGGUGCCCACUGGCUGGUGAUGACAUUCUGGCUCGUGGCCCAGCAGAGUGACAUCAUCGACAGCAGCUGCCGCUGGAGGCUGUUCAACCUGCUCGUGGGGGCCGUGUACAUCUUCUGCUACCUCAACUUCUGGGACAGCCCUUCCAGAAACAGGAUGGCCACGUUCUAUACGAUAAUGCUGCUGGAGAACGUCAUCCUUUUGCUGUUGGCCACUGACUUUUUACAGGGGGCCUCGUGGACCAGCCUGUGGACCACGGCAGGAGUCUUGUCUGGAUUUCUGAUUGGCAGCGUCUCGCUGGUAAUUUAUUACAGCCUGCUACAUCCUAAAUCCACUGACAUCUUUCAGGGCUUUGUGAGGAAGUCCUGUGACACUGCAGGGGGUGAUAAAGCAGAGAGAGAAUCUUCUCCACAGGCCACGGCUCCAGCUGGGGAGAGGCUGGGGAGCCCGGGCGAGAGCCAAGAGGAAGGUUAUGAGCUAACAAGUCUGGGGAAGCCCCCCAGCCCACAGUGGGGCCCCUCAGAGGCUGGGCUGGAAAGCCAGAUUGCUGGGGAAGACUCUCUCCUCAGUCACCACCACUGGCUGUUGAUGAAACUUGCCCUAAAAACGGGAAAUGUGUCUAAGAUCAAUGCAGCCUUUGGAGACGAUUAUCCUGGCUGUUUUUGUCCCCCUGCAUGGGGAUUGAGCCAACAAUACAACCAGCAGAGGAAGCCCCCGUUUUCCCAGCAAGAGCCCCCAUCAUCACCCCAUGACCUCCUAACCUCAGAGAAAGGCUCUGAGUUUCAAGGUGUCCCGAAGGCAGAGUCUGAUCUGUUAGAAACCUCAAGUUAUGUCUCUUUUGCCAGUGACAGUCAUGACGAAGCCCCUGCCUGGAAGCUGUCAGCUACACAACAGGAGGGCAGCCCGAUGGAAGGAGCCAGGGCUGUUUCUGGAGCACAGGGGAGGGGUGCAGGUGGGCGGCCGGGAGGAGGAGAAGGACAGGAGAGCUCCACGCUGUACUUCAGUGCCACCACUGUAGGGGCCACAUCCUCAAACCUAGAAGGUGGGCAGGCAACUCCGCAGACACUCCACUCUGGGAGGAGGUUGGGGAAAGGCAGCCUUACCCAGCCUGCCUCACCUCAGCCAGCUGCUCAGCCCUUUCCCAUCGCCAUGGCCAACAUUAGCCCCAUCCUAGGCAUGGGCCCAGGUAGAACCUUCCGCCCCAAUGCAGGCUUCCCUGGCAGAACCCUGGGUGGCUCAGAGCAUGAGGAACAGCAGGAGCCCACAAGGGACCUACAUCGUGCUUCUACCACUGGCACACAGAUGUCACUGCCACAGGUGAGCCUGAGGCUGGCAGAUGAGCCUUGCCUCACAUCCACUCCCAAAUCUGAGUCCACCCACAGGGACUGCAGCUGGAGGGGAAAGCUGAAGACUGAGACAAGUUUCUUCAUCUGACUGCAGUCAUGGUAGGGCAAGACAACAGGCUGGCAAGUCAAGCUGGUCAUCGGAUAUUGGGACAGAAGGAAUCCCACUUCCGACACCUACAUUCUUGAGUACAUCUCAUCUCCCUCUGGACCUCCAUCUGCACAGCUGAAAAAUGAAAGAACUGGAUUAGAUUAUUUCUAAGAUCCCCUGUGAACACCACAUACCACACAUAUGCAGAGAAGACAUUCUCUAACGCAGUGUGGGAGGAGGAGAAAAGACUUCCAGUCAAAAUUGCCUGCUUCCUUUCUCAAACUAUAUAAUCCCUAUUUUAUUACUUUUUUUGCUGUGGAUUCUAGGAAACUCAAAGGUAAAACCCACAAUCCUAUUUUAUUCUGGAUUCUUGUUGCAACUAGCUUCUCCAGACACUAA
Messenger RNA from Diceros bicornis minor, 2475 nucleotides. RefSeq names its product XK related 5 (gene XKR5). The coding region runs from base 10 to 2076 and encodes 688 amino acids. The record is from RefSeq and is a predicted model, not a curated record. Gene Ontology annotation, cellular component: plasma membrane. Gene Ontology annotation, biological process: engulfment of apoptotic cell; phosphatidylserine exposure on apoptotic cell surface; apoptotic process involved in development. NCBI's taxonomy places the organism in Eukaryota, Metazoa, Chordata, Mammalia, Perissodactyla, Rhinocerotidae. The transcript has 7 exons.